Messenger RNA from Thunnus maccoyii (southern bluefin tuna), 3516 nucleotides. RefSeq names its product collagen alpha-2(VI) chain-like. The coding region runs from base 168 to 3290 and encodes 1040 amino acids. The transcript is spliced from 28 exons. Lineage: Eukaryota; Metazoa; Chordata; Actinopteri; Scombriformes; Scombridae. The record is from RefSeq and is a predicted model, not a curated record.
CCGCCCCUCCACCAAGAGUUGACCCUCUGAGUCCGCUGAUAUGGGAACAAAUUCCGAUUGAGAUGAUUAUCUGCAGUUAACUGGAUCUGAAAAUUGCUUCCUGACAGCCUCGAAUCGCAGCUUGGAUUUUUAAAUCCCCAGCAGUGUCGCCGUGGGGCUGCAGGAAAAUGGCAGUCAUUUCAGGGUUCAUCUUUCUGUGUAUGCUCCAUGCUGCAAUCCCUCAAGCUCUCCCUCGUGGCCCACGGCCAAUACCUGGGCGAGGUGACAGUCCAGGCCCAACUCCAAGCCCAACUCCAGGCCCAACUCCAUGCCCAACUUUACCCCCACUGCCACCUGGAGUGUGUAAGGAAAGGAUAAAAGACUGCUGCAUCAACUUAUAUUUCGUCAUUGACACCUCAGAGAGCAUCGCCUUGCAGGAGGCCCCAUUUCCAAUACUGGUGGAGAAGGUCAAGGAGUUCACCAUGAUGUUUGCUGAGAAGCUGGAUAAUGAGGUGUACCGGAACCAGGUCCGGUUUAACUGGUCCAUAGGAGGCCUGCAGUACUCUCAGAGGCAAAAGAUCUUCAGCAAUUUUACAGACAAGGUUGAGUUCGCCGUGAAUGCCAGUAAAAUCGAGUACCUCGGCAGAGGCACCUACACCGACUGCGCCAUCAAAAAAAUGACACAUGAAAUGACCACGAAAAAAAAAAUUACGGAGAAUACUGCCUUCUUCUCUGUGGUCAUCACUGAUGGCCAUGUGACAGGAAGCCCAUGUGGGGGGAUCAAGGAGAUGGCAGAGAAGGCCCGGGACCAGGGGAUCCAUCUGUUCUCAGUGGCAGCAUCCAAGAUCAUUGACAAAUUAGGGAUGAGGGAGAUAGCCAGCUCUCCUAUUGAUGUGUACCGUGAUGAGUAUAUGGCUGUAGAUGGAGGACCAAGAAAAAGGGAUGAAACGAUUGAUCGUAUCAUAAAAGCCAUGAAAUAUCAAGCCUAUUUAAAAUGUUAUAAAGAAGAAUGCCUUAACAUUCCUGGGUUGCCUGGACCAAAAGGGUUUGACGGUCAAAAAGGUAGGAAAGGAGACAGUGGUAUUCCUGGCCCAAAAGGGGAAAAGGGGAGACAGGGUGAUCCUGGCAUUGAAGGUCGAAUUGGGCCACUCGGCAAAAAGGGAGAGACUGGUUUGAAAGGUGACAAGGGUGACAUUGGACUAAGUGGAGCAAGGGGUGUGAGAGGAGUAUCUGGCAGGAAUGGAACUGAUGGACAAAAGGGUAAGAUUGGCCGAAUCGGGGCUCCUGGUUGCAAAGGUGAUCCAGGUGACAAGGGACCAGAUGGCUACCCUGGAAACAUUGGUGAAUCUGGGACACCGGGCAAGAAAGGUGAAAAGGGUGACAGUGGCCUCCCUGGGAAAUCUGGUCUCCCAGGCCCUGAUGGUGAAAGAGGACCAAAGGGUGAAAGAGGAAAUCCUGGAAAUCCAGGAUCGCCAGGAAAAAGGGGAACUCCGGGUAUUAAAGGCUUGCCUGGACCAAAUGGUGAAGAGGGAAGGAGAGGAGACCCUGGAUCAAAGGGAGGACAAGGACCUGAUGGGAAAAAAGGAGAGAGGGGAGAACGAGGGCUACAGGGAGGCAGAGGCCGACCUGGGGAAGACGGACUCAAAGGCGCCAAGGGUGACAAUGGACUACCAGGACCGAGGGGUCGGCCAGGAGAACCAGGAGGCCUUGGAGAAAUUGGCUCCAUGGGAAAUCCGGGAGAUCCUGGACCAAGGGGAGACUCAGGGCCUAAAGGAAUAAAGGGUGACAAAGGAAGGCAAGGAUUCAGCUAUACUGGAACGAGAGGGCCCACUGGAGAAAAAGGUGUUCCAGGCAAAAGAGGGCCCAGGGGGGGCAGAGGUGAAUGUGGCGCCAAAGGAGACCCUGGAGAACCAGGAAAUAUAGGAGAUUCUGGGGAUCCAGGUCAGCCGGGCGAGCCAGGAGAGAGAGGGCCAAGAGGAGACCCUGGACGUGAUGGAGGCCCUGGACCAGAGGGCGAUCCUGGGCUCAAUGACUGUGAUGUCAUGACUUACAUCAGGGAGACGUGCGGUUGUUGUGACUGUGAGAAGUACUGUGGAGCUCUGGACAUUAUAUUUGUAAUUGAUAGCUCAGAAAGCAUUGGGCAGACAAACUUCACCCUGGAAAAGAACUUUGUUAUCAGCACCAUCAAGAGACUGGGAACUAUGGCCAGUGACCCUGCAUCACUCACCGGCACAAGAGUUGGAGUUGUGCAAUUCAGUCACCUUGGGACCUUUGAGGCCAUUCGUCUUGAUGACCCGAAAAUAAACUCCAUCUCUGACUUCAAAACGGCAGUGAAGAAUCUAAAGUGGAUUGCUGGGGGCACCUUCACACCCUCAGCUCUCAAGUUCACUUAUGAAACCCUCAUCAAGAACAGCAAGAGAGCCCAAGCCAAAGUGUCCGUAGUGGUGGUUACAGAUGGCCGCUAUGAUCCGAAAGAUGAAGAGGAUGGGUUCCAUUACCUUUGCAAUGAUAAAAGAGUGGUGGUGGAUGCCAUUGGGGUUGGUGAUAUGUUUAAUCGUACGUACAAUAACGAGACCCUGUCGUCGAUAGUGUGCAGAAAAGGAGGCCGUUCCGAGACGAUGAGGAGGUACGCUGACUUGGUGGCAGAAGACUUUCUAGUCAAAAUGGAGACUAAGCUCUGUCCUGAACCGGUGAUUGUGUGCCCUGAUCUCCCCUGUAAAAGCGAACCUGAUGUAUCCCCGUGUGUGCAGCGGCCAGUGGAUUUGGUAUUUCUACUAGAUGGCUCAGAGCGCCUUGGGACAGAUAACUUCCGUCAUGUCCGUGAAUUUUUGCAGAAGGUGGCAAACAGACUGGUGCUGGCCCGCAGCAAGGACGAUGAAAGACGAGCCCGCUUGGCUCUGAUAGAGUACGGCAAGAACGAGCAACGUCUGGCCUUCUCUCUUACACACAACCUUGACACUAUCUCUGCCGGUAUAGCUGACCUGACUUAUCUAGAUUCAUCCUCCACCGUGGAGCCCGCCAUCUCCUACGCCAUCAAUAACAUUCUGCUUAGGCAAACGAGACGCAAUGCAGAGAUUUCAUUUGUUUUCAUCACCGACGGCAUCACCGUCAUGGGCAACCUGACAGAGUCGGUUGAUGCCAUGCGCAAGGAACAGGUCGUCUCCACAGUGAUAGCUACAGGAAGCGAUGUUGAUGAAGAAGUUAUAAAGAAGCUGGCCAUAGGUGACCAGGACGCCAUCUUCAAAGUACAAGACUUGUCUAAUCUGUCUCGGUCCCGUUUUUUUGACCGUUUCAUCCAGUGGAUAUGUUAAAGAGAGACCACACUCAUGUGGACAUGAAGAUCACACUGAUGCUACUACUGGUAAUCUAACCUUUAAAAACUAUGAUUCUGCUACGUACUAUACAAUUUGCAAAUUACAUCACUGCCAACUGUAUUAAUCUUCAUUAUUUGUCACACAAAUACACAUACAAGUCAAGCAUUCUUCAUCAACCAUUAAGCUUUAAUGAUUAAAGAUAAUAAACCUGCUGUUUGUUGGA